Messenger RNA from Dermacentor silvarum, 2962 nucleotides. RefSeq lists its product as uncharacterized. Lineage: Eukaryota; Metazoa; Arthropoda; Arachnida; Ixodida; Ixodidae. The record is from RefSeq and is a predicted model, not a curated record. The transcript is spliced from 4 exons. The coding region runs from base 339 to 1511 and encodes 390 amino acids.
GCGACCGGGACACACCGGCACAGCGCUCUCCUCUGGGCGCGCACGACGCUCUCCCCUCAACGCCUGCGCGGCGCACGCUUCCUCCGUAGCCACAGCAGCUGACUUGACGCAACGGCGACUGUUUCCCAUCAGAGACCGUGAGAGGAAGGCCCGCUGGGAACAACACCAAACAGCAUCUAUACCACCGUAGCCGACGCCCAGGCUUUCCAGAGGGUCGACUGCCCUCGUUUGCCACGAAAACGUGCUCAGAAGGCGGGAAGUUUGGCUUCAAGUAUCCCGCCUGUUCACCGCGUCAAGUGCAAACUACGCAGAAGUCACUGACCAGGCUUCCCGUGCCGAUGGUUCCGAGGGGCGGCGCGUUCGCGGUCCUGGCACUCGCGCUGUGCGCCUGCUGCUCCAGCCUGCGCGCGACAACGGCCGCCGCCAGCCUGAGCGGCGUGCCGGCGGCCGCCAUGGCCGUGGGACUGGGCCCCGCCGCCGGAGUGCGGCGCCCGGCGGAAACCGGAGGCGGCGGCGGGUCGUCCAGCUCUGCCAGCAAGCGCUACGAGUCGCACACGCCCGUGCUUCUGUCGGCGCUGCAUGCGCCCGACAGCUCCCACCAGCGCAUGAUGCUCGUCGACCUGUCCGCGCUGCACCACCACCAGGAGCCGGUAAUGGGCUUCCAGCCGGACGACUAUUACGGCUCCUCCUCUUCGUCGAACUCGAUGGCGUCGGCCGACUACGGUGACACCUGGGAGGACAACAGCCUUGGCGCCGACGACAGGCUAUACAGGCGGCACCAGCCUCACGAGGAGAUGCACAACGAGAUCGGCGACAGCGACCAGCUGCUGAUGCCGUUCCUGCCGGAGAACACGGUGGGUCUGCACUACACCGGCUUCCCCUUCAUCGAGGAUGCGCUCCACCUGCAGCGACAGAGCAGCCGCGAAGAUGCCUUCAGCGACUACCUGCGCGCGCUCGUCGCCAGCCGAGACCGGAAGCGCAGCGUCUUCCUCUCCCAGAGCUGGCAGCCCGGAGGCCAUCCGGGUCCUUCCGUGCCCCGAAGGCAGCGCCAAACGCCACAGCAGCAGCAGCAGCCCCGGCGAGUGUCUCAAGAGCCCGCGUCCGCAUCUCCUGAACUGACGGGCCUGACCGACCGCAAGAGCAGCGAACGGGAGCGAGCAGUUCACCACCGCCACCACCCGGCCGUGCCGUUCAUCUUCUCGUCCAAAGGCUGGCACCCCGGAGGCCGCAAACGCAAUUUCUUCUUCUCCAGAGGAUGGGGUCCCGGUGGAAGACCGCUUACGCUGCGCGCCGACUACUUCAAGAAAAAGCCGCCCGCCGCACACGGUGGCGGCGAAGACGUGAGCGACAACGAGGCGUCGUCGUUGGGGCUCGCCCAGGGCGUCAUGGGCGGCGGUCAUGGCAACUCGGACUCCUCGCCCACCGUCAAGGCGACCGGCACGCGGCACGGGCACGGACCGUGCCGCGCUAAUUGCUGGCGCAUACCGCACCUCUUCGGGCCCUACUGGUAGAAAGGAACGACCGUUGUGCCGCGCGGGCACGCGUCUCCCGGCAUGCAGCCUGUUCGCGGGGACAAUGCUGACAAUAAAGAUGCCAUGGCGAAUGGUUCGCGGAAAGCGGGGUGGAGACAAAACGGCGGCGGCUGAUGUUCAGGUUUACAAAUCGGUAUUUUACGCGAGACGGCUGUGAAACUUUGAAGUACGCCAAACGUGACAGGUGAUUUCAGAGUGCUGCCAUCAACAAUGAGAUGGGCAGAGCAACAGCAAGGAACCAUGGUUAGGGUACGAUGGAACAUUAGUAACGUAAAUCACUGACACGCGCCACAUGGCAACACACUAAUGAGAAUCGGGAAAUCAGUCUUCAGCAUCCAUAAAAAAUGGGCCUUCCUGGCCACCUUGUGAAAUCCAGGUAUAGGUGCAUCACGAUGAAACUCGGAGUACAGCCUUGUUUGGAAUACUCAAGAAAUGCAUCCAUCCAGUUUAUAUUUUCAUGUUGAAACUAAUCAGCCAAGUUUGAUUUAGGCUAGACAAAGAAAAGUGUUACAAGAAGCUAGUCAAAGAAAUGAAGAAAUGCUCAGUCAGCUUACAGUAAAUACUUUUUCUUUUCUUUUUUCAUGGUAGUGUGCAAAUAGCCCUUGGGAAGCUGGAAACAAGUUUAUCAUGCCUUUAAGGAUUAAAAACCAUACUUUGUCAUAAUUCGGGUCAUUCAGGUAACCAUAUUUCAGAACAUUAGGCCUCUGAAAGGUCAGCUAUAUUGCAACAAAAAUGGACUUUCCUAAGUUCAAAGCAAUAGAUAAUGAACAGUCCAGUAACACAACCACUCAACAAAAAUAAUGGUAGUUCUCUUCAUAUUGAGGAUAAUGAAUUACUAACUGGUAUACAACGUGCCACAAGCCAAAACCUUGGCUUGUGGCAUGCAGGCCAGGGACAUGCAAUGGAACAAGAAGGAACCUCAGGAUCUUUAAAACAGUGCUUACAAAUUACUCUUACCCUUUAGCGUCCCAUGAUGUGAUGUUAUCGAAUGCACAGAGCUCAAAACAUGCCCACCAAUAGAGCAAAGAGGCCAAUUCUCAAAUAUAACAGCAAAAUGCUGCUGCAAGCAAAUACGUUUACAAGCCCUUAGAUAUUCAUGCUUUUCGCAAUAUUUUUUUUUUUUUCUGUCUACCUCUUGAAUCCACACUUCCAUUACCCUUAUGUGUUGCUAAGCACAGACUGUGUGCUUCAUGUUGUCAGUGUUACAUGAACCUGUAAUAAAGUAUGAUCCACUGUUUUAAAGCAACAAAAUGUGCUUUUGUUUCGGGUGAUCACACGAGUUGCUGCCAAUGCAAUCACUUUGUGUGCACUGGAAAGGUAAGUCAUGAAACAAUUUCAGAUUGCAUAAUAUGAUCAAAGGAAACUUACAAAAUGUUAGCAAGUGCAAAUGGUGAUGAUGAAAUAAAGAAACAUAAGCUCUUUACAGGGCA